GACAACCUUGUUAUUAUAAACACAUCUAUUCGUGCAGACGAAUUUUAAAUACCGAUUGGAACUGACAAGACUUCUUUCUUCCUGCAAUCGAAGUUCUUGAUUACUUUUAUUGAAAAUAAGACGCUUAAGUUUUUUGUGAUAAAAUAAUUAUUUAGACAGGCUGAUGUUCGUUCAGUAACCAAGUUCAUUUGUGUUUCUCGGAUUUCGGUUCUUCAGAACAAACACGUGAUUAUCUUGGGCAUCUCAUGUAUCAAGCAUCUAGCUAAAAUUUUGCAUGAAACUAGUGUUGCUAGUGUUAAACAAAUGUCGACACAAAAACCAAAUUGUGAAGAAGAGGAAACUCAGUUAUUUAAAUUGAAUGAUGCCAAUGAUUCAGAGGUUUUCUUUGUAGUUGAUGAAGUUGGUUCUGAACAUGGCAGUACAGCGAAUGAAGAAGACGAGCCAGAAGUUGUGUUUGUAGAAGAAAAAUCCUGCCAUAUAGUAACUGACAAUACUACACCACAAUCAAGGGGAAAAGCAACUGCAACUCAAAAUAUCAUUAAUGAAGAUGGGAAUGAUGAACCUGAGAUCAUUUUUGCUAGUGAAAGUCAUGUUGUUUCAUCAUCUGUUUCAAAACCAGAAACUGCUGCUGCAACAUCUGAUGGACCAUUGUCUACUGAGCAGGACACACCUGUUAGCUUAGGUAAACCUAUAUCUGAAAAUGAGAAUGGACCUGAAGUUAUUUUCGUUCAAGAUGUAUCUGGAAUGUUUUGCUUAGAUACCACACCAGAAGUGGGAACAAAGAAACCAUUAGGACCAAGAUUUACGAGGGAAUUUAGUUCAACUCUCAAAUCUGGAGAAGAUACUACAGACUCUACAGGAGAUAGUGUAAAACAAGACAACAGAUGCUUUAACUGUUUGGGUGACCACUCUCUUAUGAACUGCCCAAACCCAAAGAAUCAGAAAGAAAUAUCAAAAAAUCGUUCUUCAUUCAUGCAGAAGCAGCCAGCACGAAUGAAUCGUUAUCAUAUUGACAAGCCUAGCAAAUUUGAUCAUUUUACUCCUGGUGUCAUCAGUAGAGAGUUACGGGAAGCUUUGGGUCUAAGAAGUUCUGAAAUCCCGUUGCAUAUCUAUCAAAUGCGGAUUUUAGGAUACCCUCCUGGCUGGAUAGAGCAUAUUAAAGAAUAUUCUUCUGGGUUAGAAAUGAUUGAUGCUGCCACUUCUCCCUCUUCAACUGAAGCAAACCAAACAGUUACUUAUGACUAUGAAAAAAUCAUCGAUUACCCUGGCUUCAACGUUCCUGUUGAUCGACGAGUCCGUGACGAUUGGCGCUAUUUAAACUUUCCUCCAAUGCAAGAGCACAAUUCCAAAGAAGCUCUCAUCGCCAAUUUAAAGAUGCACAGUAAAACUCAAAAGAAUUCUAGUGAAGAAACGAAUUUGGAAAUCGUUGACAUGGAUACAUCCAUAGAAGACCUUGAAGAAAAGCGCCAGGCAUUGCUUGCUGAGUUGGGAGAUGAAGACGAUGACUGUGUUAUUGAAGAAAAUUUUGAAGGGAGUGAAACCACUAACCCAACCAACACAACAACUGGCAUCGUUACUGGGGACACAUUGAAAGAGAGUGGAUCUCCCAACCUAACCAACGAGGUUCAGGAAAUGGAUAUUGCUGCAGUGACGAUUCCUACCUCGUCAAUAUCAGAUCUACCUCUAAAUAUUGAGUCACCAAUCAACAAUCAAGACUUGUCACCGAAAAAGAGCAAGCUCUUGGCAAUGGGAACUCCUGUCUCUAUACGAUAUUCACCUUAUAAUAUCCUACCUUCACGAGACAAGUUUGCGCAAAAUGGGAAACUUGGGACCAUGGGUGAACUUGAACUAUACGAAAAUCUUCCAAAUAGUACGGGCGCUUUUCAAAAGAUGCGAUCUUUACUUCAAAAGGCGAAGCAAAUGUUUAAUAGGAAAUAAAUGGCACUGAAAAAUCGUUUAUUUGAAAAAUGUAUGUAUUUUUUUGAAAAAUUAAGACUUUCAUCAUCUUCGGAACUGUCGCCGGAACUUUUCGAAAUAAAAGUCGUCGCUUGCCUUA
Daphnia pulex (common water flea) is the source of this 2056-nucleotide messenger RNA. RefSeq names its product zinc finger CCHC domain-containing protein 8 homolog. NCBI's taxonomy places the organism in Eukaryota, Metazoa, Arthropoda, Branchiopoda, Diplostraca, Daphniidae. The coding region runs from base 304 to 1938 and encodes 544 amino acids. Gene Ontology annotation, cellular component: catalytic step 2 spliceosome. Gene Ontology annotation, molecular function: RNA binding. The transcript has 6 exons. The record is from RefSeq and is a predicted model, not a curated record.